Molecule: messenger RNA, 658 nt
Organism: Plectropomus leopardus (leopard coralgrouper)
Lineage: Eukaryota; Metazoa; Chordata; Actinopteri; Perciformes; Serranidae
Source: RefSeq, a predicted model, not a curated record
AUGUACCCAUGGACCCAUGUACCCCUGUACUUCUGUACCCAUGGACCCCAGUACCCCUGUACCCAUGGACCCAUGUACCCCUGUACUUCUGUACCCAUGGACCCCAGUACCCAUGGACCUAUGUACCCCAGUACCCAUGGACCCAUGUACCCCUGCACUUCUGUACCCAUGGACCCCAGUACCCCUGUACCCAUGGACCCAUGCACCCCUGUACUUCUGUACCCAUGGACCCAUGGACCCAUGGACCCAUGGACCCCUGUACUUCUGUACCCAUGGACCCAUGGACCCAUGUACCCCUGUACUUCUGUACCCAUGGACCCCUUUACCCAUGGACCCAUGGACCCAUGUACCCCUGUACCCAUGUACCCAUGGACCCAUGGACCCAUGGACCCCUGUACCCAUGGACCCCAGUACCCAUGGACCCAUGUACCCAUGGACCCAUGGACCCAUGUAGCCCAGUACCCAUGGACCCCAUUACCCAUGGACCCAUGUACCUCUGUACCACUGUACCCGUGUUCCCCAGUACCCCUGUACCCCUGUACCCAUGUACCCAUGUACCCCUGUACCCCUGUACCCCUGUACCCAUGGACCCAUGGACCCAUGUAUUCAUGUACCCAUGUACCCAUGUACCCCUAUACCCCUGUACCCAUGUACCCCU